Molecule: messenger RNA, 2821 nt
Organism: Delphinapterus leucas (beluga whale)
Lineage: Eukaryota; Metazoa; Chordata; Mammalia; Artiodactyla; Monodontidae
Product: von Hippel-Lindau disease tumor suppressor
Biological process (GO): Toll signaling pathway; protein phosphorylation; cellular response to lipopolysaccharide
Cellular component (GO): cytoplasm; nucleus; plasma membrane
Molecular function (GO): protein binding; protein kinase activity; ATP binding
Source: RefSeq, a predicted model, not a curated record
GUCCUGCCGCGUAGGACUCAGUUGUCAGCGCUGCCGGCCCCCUGGCCCUCGGAGCCCGGCCAUGUCCUGCUACAUCUACCAGCUGCCCGCCUGGGUGCUGGACGACCUGUGCCGCAACAUGGACGCGCUGAGCGAGUGGGACUGGAUGCAGUUCGCCUCCUAUGUGAUCACAGACCUGACCCAGCUGCGGAAGAUCAAGUCUAUGGAGCGGGUGCAGGGCGUGAGCAUCACGCGCGAGCUGCUGUGGUGGUGGAGCAUGCGGCAGGCCACCGUCCAGCAGCUGCUGGACCUCCUGUGCCAUCUAGAGCUCUACCGCGCCGCCCAGAUCAUCCUCAACUGGAAAUCAGUUCCUGAAAUCAAGUCUUCCAUCCCAGACUUCUUGGAUGCGGUGCAGCCAGGAAAGCCUUUGGCAGCUUCUGUAAGAAACACUGAUGAUGAACAAGAAACGGAGCAGCCCAUGAGGCCAGCCACCUUUCCAGGCCCGGGGCCUGCUCCAGCCAGAGCCAGCCCCUGGGGCCCUGCUGAAGAUGCCCCUCCUUCCGUAAACACCGACCUGCCAGCCUCAUCCGAUUCAAAGGAUUUCAGCACCUCCAUUCCUAAGCAGGAGACACUUUUGAGCCUGGCUGAUGACAGCCUUUUCUGGAGCGAGGUGGACGUGGUCCAGGCAACUGAUAACUUCAACCCAAACCACAAAAUCAGUGAGGGGACCUUUGCUGUUAUCUACAGAGGGCAAAGGCUCGGCACUCCAUUCAUCUUCAAGAAGCUCAGAGAGGUGCCCUGUUCAGGUCCAGGAUCAAUUGAAAAAUUCUUCCAGGCAGAGGUACAAAUUUGUCGUAGAUGCUGCCACCCCAAUGUCUUACCUCUGCUGGGUCUCUGCACUGGAGAACAGUUUUACAGCUUGAUCUACCCGUACAUGGCAAAUGGUUCUUUACAGGACAGACUCCAGGGUCAGGGUGGCUCGGACCCGCUCCCCUGGCCCCAGCGUGCCAUCAUCUGCUCGGGGCUGCUUCAUGCCGUGGAGCAUCUGCAUGGCCUGGAGAUCAUCCAUGGCAACGUCAAGAGCUCCAAUGUCUUGCUAGACCAAAACUUCACCCCCAAGCUGGCUCAUUCGAUGGCUCACUGGUGUCCUGUCAACAAAAAGUCAAAAUACACCACGAUGAAGACCCGCCUUUUCCAGGCCUCCACUGCAUAUCUUCCAGAAGAUUUCAUCAGGGUGGGGCAGCUGACAAAGCGAGUGGACAUAUUCGGCUGUGGAAUAGUGUUAGCUGAGGUCCUCACUGGCAUCCCUGCGAUGGACAACAACCGGAGCCCGGUUUACUUGAAGGAUUUACUCCUCAGUGAAAUUCCCAGCAGCACCACACGGCUCUGCUCCAGUAAGACAGAUGUGGAGAAAGUGAUGGCCAAGGAGAUCUGCCAGAAUUACCUGGAGAAGAGAGCAGGGAAGCUGCCAGAGGCCUGCGCCGAGGCCUUGGCCAUGGCCGCCUGCCUCUGCCUGCGGAGGCGCAACGCCAGCCUGGCGGAGGUGUGUGGCUCUGUGGCUGCUGUGGAAGAGCAGCUGAGAGGUCAGGAGACGUCGCUCCCUUGGAGUGGUCUUUCCGAGUGCACAGGCUCUUCCUCCAAUACCCCAGAAGAAACGGACGACGUGGACAAUUCCAGCUUCGAAGGCUCCUGCUGCGUGAGGGAGGCACCCUGGGCCGGGGCUGCCUACUCGCCUCCCCCCCCAGCGGAUGGAGAAAGUGAGCUGCCGGCUGGUGGGGCAGUGGAAGCUGACUCCUCCUCUGAGGCCCGCGCCAGUGCAGAACCUCCCCAGGAUGCUACAGAGACUUCGUGGAAAAUUGAGAUCAAUGAGGCCAAAAAGAAACUGAUGGAGAAUAUCCAGCUCUACAAAGAAGAGAAACUGGAUAGCAUUGAGCUUUUUGGCCCUUGAUGACUCGAACAUAGCUGAGGACCCUCGUCCUCCAUUGGAAAAAUGAACGUCAAUCGAGAAAAAGAUCUAAGGAAGAAUCAAGAUCUCCCAGGAAACACCAAACAUCAGCUUCCCUUGGGUGGCGGCAGAGACACUUCCAUUUUACCAGAGUGAGUUAGGGGAGACGGGACCUCAGCUUUCAGAGACACAAAAAUCCAUGAAGUCCUCUUCCUUUCUGAGAUUUGUCAAUCAGAGCUCUGGGUUAUCAGGAGACUGAAGGGGAAACCCUGAUACAUGAGCCCAGGAUGUGGGCGAUUUUGUGGUUCCGGGGAGCAUGUGACAAUAACCACCCUAAUAGAUGCCAUUGCCUGGCUCUCACCCUUGACAACCGAUUGAGCAUUCUGAGCGCUGAUGGAACUUUCCAAAGCUAAGAUCUCUGGGUAAUAUUUGCUACCAACCGCCUGCAAACUUCCAUGACCUUUACAUGAAAGACUUUCAACUUGUGUCCCAUUUCGGUGCUUCACUCCCUUGUCAAGGUCUCAAGUUUUACAAAUGCCAGACACCUGGCAGAAGGCUCUGGAGGUUUUCUGCUUUCUCUUUCAGAAAUAUUGCAGCCCACAGAUAUUUAUUUAAUGCCCACUCUGCACCUUUAUCCUCCCAUUCCACUAAUGCUAAUAUUUUAAAUAGUUUUUAUUUAGAGAGUAUGUAUUAUUUAUGGCUGUAGAUAAAGAACCAGGAGAACUAGGUUCAUGUUUGAUUCUGCUGCUAAUUUAAUUUCUGGAACCUCAGUUUCCUUGUAAGUAACAUGCAUUCAUCCUCCCUCCCUGGGCUGUUGGGGAGGAAUGGGUGAGACAUGGCUACAGAAAUACUUUGAAAAUGCACUUGUCCUGUUUUGUUAAAUAAAUUUUUAAAAAG